CCAAACGCCAACAAUCAGAAAGUGUUUCUUCGAGUUUGCAAAACCCUGAACCCUAACCCUAAUUCCUAAACCUCUGUUUUUGCGUCUUUCUCCAAUCAACCAAAAUUACCAGCAUCGGCUCUUACGAUGGCGGAGCUGAAGCUGUCGGAGAGCCGCGACCUAACGCGAAUUGAGCGCAUUGGGGCUCACUCCCACAUCCGCGGCCUCGGCCUUGAUUCCUCCCUUGAACCACGGGCCGUCUCCGAGGGAAUGGUUGGCCAAACCGCCGCUCGUAAGGCCGCUGGUGUCAUUCUUCAGAUGAUCAAAGAAGGAAAAAUUGCCGGUCGGGCUGUUCUCCUCGCUGGUCAGCCUGGUACUGGCAAGACUGCUAUUGCCAUGGGCAUGGCUAAGUCCCUUGGUCUUGAAACUCCUUUCGCAAUGAUUGCUGGCAGUGAGCUCUUUUCUCUGGAAAUGUCCAAAACCGAAGCGUUGAUGCAGGCCUUCCGUAAAUCUAUUGGCGUCCGAAUAAAGGAAGAAACCGAGAUUAUUGAAGGAGAGGUCGUUGAGGUUCAAAUAGACAGGCCAGCGGUUGCCGGGGCAGCGUCGAAGACUGGGAAACUUACUUUGAAAACAACGGAUAUGGAAACGGUAUAUGAUUUGGGGGCGAAGAUGAUUGAAGCUUUGGGAAAGGAAAAGGUGCAGAGCGGGGAUGUAAUUGCGAUUGAUAAGGCCUCCGGGAAAAUUACUAAGUUAGGGAGGUCUUUCUCUAGGUCUAGGGAUUAUGAUGCAAUGGGUCCCCAAACAAAGUUUGUGCAAUGCCCCGAUGGUGAGUUGCAGAAGCGGAAGGAGGUUGUACAUUGUGUCACACUCCAUGAGAUUGAUGUCAUCAAUAGCAGAACGCAAGGUUUCUUAGCUCUAUUCACUGGCGACACUGGAGAAAUUCGAGCUGAAGUAAGGGAACAAAUCGAUACCAAAGUGGCCGAGUGGAGGGAAGAAGGCAAGGCCGAGAUAGUUCCAGGUGUUCUCUUUAUUGAUGAGGUUCAUAUGCUUGAUAUUGAGUGCUUCUCUUUCCUUAAUCGUGCUUUGGAGAAUGAGAUGGCUCCGAUACUAGUUGUUGCUACGAACAGGGGGAUUACCACAAUCCGGGGAACAAACUACAAAUCCCCUCAUGGUAUUCCUAUUGAUCUUCUUGAUCGCUUACUUAUAAUUUCUACUCAACCUUAUACGGAGGAUGAAAUCCGAAAGAUUUUAGAUAUCAGAUCUCAAGAGGAAGAAGUAGAAAUGUCUGAAGAGGCAAAGAGACUUUUGACCACAAUUGGUGUAGAAACAUCUCUUAGAUAUGCCAUCCAUUUAAUCACAGCCGCUGCUUUGGCAUGUCAAAAGCGAAAGGGGAAGAUUGUGGAGAUGGAAGACAUAAAUCGUGUAUAUCAUCUAUUCUUAGAUGUGAAGAGAUCAACUCAGUACUUGAUGGAGUACCAAAAUCAAUACAUGUUCAGCGAAUUGGGAGAUGGUGAAGAAGAUGAUUCUAAUGCUAUGAACCCUUGAUAUCUUUUGUAGAAUAAUUUUGGAGGCUAAACUGAAUUGUGCUGUAGUUACUAGGAAUUUGAAUUUCAUGCAGUCUAUAUAUUACGUGGUUGAUUAUUUAA
This is a messenger RNA of Cucumis melo (muskmelon), 1625 nucleotides long. RefSeq lists its product as uncharacterized. Gene Ontology annotation, cellular component: Swr1 complex; R2TP complex; NuA4 histone acetyltransferase complex. The record is from RefSeq and is a predicted model, not a curated record. Gene Ontology annotation, biological process: regulation of transcription by RNA polymerase II; box C/D snoRNP assembly; chromatin remodeling. NCBI's taxonomy places the organism in Eukaryota, Viridiplantae, Streptophyta, Magnoliopsida, Cucurbitales, Cucurbitaceae. The coding region runs from base 127 to 1524 and encodes 465 amino acids. The transcript is spliced from 2 exons. Gene Ontology annotation, molecular function: DNA helicase activity; ATP hydrolysis activity; ATP binding.